AUGCCUCUGGAAGACUGGGAUCUGGAAUUGGACACAUCAACACAAGACGGAAAGAACCUACAGCUAGCGGCCUCACAUCUCAAAUGCUCAGACAUUCCAGUCGCAUUUCCGACAGAGACAGUAUAUGGACUCGGGGCCGACGCAACUCGCAGUGCAGCAGUCAAGGGUAUCUACCAGGCCAAGCAGAGACCAUCUGACAAUCCUCUGAUCGUACAUAUCGCAUCACUUAAACAAUUGCGACGGCUGCUGUCUACGUCUAGCUCAUCGCCUGAAGUCGACCCUAUCCCACAAGUAUACCAUGCACUGAUUCAACGUUUCUGGCCUGGACCGAUCACCAUCAUUCUGCCAGUGCCAGAGAACUCUGAAUUGGCUCUAGAGGUCACAGCGGGACUGCGCACUUUCGGCGCCAGGAUGCCUCGUGAUUUGCUCGCACUGGCAUUGAUAAAGACUGCGGAUGUGCCCGUAGCAGCACCAUCGGCGAACGCUUCAACGAAACCAUCACCCACAGCAGCGGAACAUGUACGAUACGAUCUGGAUGGCCGCAUUGAGCUGAUUGUAGAUGGCGGCCCUUGCGACGUUGGCGUUGAAAGCACAGUGGUAGACGGAUUAAGUUCCCCUCCGGCAGUGCUCAGACCUGGUGGCAUAGGAAUCGAUUCGAUCAAAACAGUACCUGGUUGGGAGAACACGGUGGUAGGCUACCACGAUAUUUCAUUGAAAGGAGAUGCCGCGCCGAGGGCCCCGGGUAUGAAGUAUCGACAUUACUCACCAAAAGCACCUGUCAUGUUGGUGGAAGCUACAGGAGGCACGCAACCUUCUUCUUCAGAUCUAGCACGUCAACUAGGCUUACAUGCGGAGGAAGUUCAACUCGAAGAUGUUGGUAGAAGCUUCACUGUGUGGGACAUGUGCAUUGGGCCGGACACUGCGAGCGUGGCGCGUGGCCUCUUCUCAGCAUUGAGGGAACUGGAUCGCAAGAAUGUGGAUGCAAUUGUGGUUGAGGGCAUUGAUGACGAGGAAGGCGAUAUUGCGGCGGCUGUCAUGAACAGAUUGCGCAAGGCGGCCGAGGUCAAAGUCGUGCAGCUUUAAAGUCCUGCGGCGGACCAGGAUCGAAAUUGGAGAUUGCCAUGCUGACGCAUAGUAUUCGGAGUGAAUUCCGAAUCAGAAACUGGAGUAGCCGACUACAAUCCCUCUCAGUUGUCGUUACAGGCCACCCAAAUAAUAUAUCUACCAAGAAUAAAACAUUCCUAACAGAGCCAUACACUUGUCGCAUGAGUCUUUGACUUCAGGAGCGUUACCGGGUCACUAUUGCUAUAUCGUGCUCCAUUGAUUGCCGUAGCACAUCUCGAUCAGAUCCGAUGGUGAUACUAGUGCCCCGAAGAUACAUAUCUGCUGGUGUCUAGCAAGAGUCUCCAGCGUUUGACAACUCCGAGAUAUCGUUCUCGACGUACAUAACUGAAUGUGGCACGAUAGAGACGACUCUUCCAAGAUGCAAGAGAAAAGGAUUGUUCCAUCAAGCAAAGUGACGAAGUGUUCCCGAGGG
This is a messenger RNA of Aureobasidium subglaciale EXF-2481, 1537 nucleotides long. RefSeq lists its product as uncharacterized. Gene Ontology annotation, cellular component: cytoplasm. Lineage: Eukaryota; Fungi; Ascomycota; Dothideomycetes; Dothideales; Saccotheciaceae. Gene Ontology annotation, molecular function: nucleotidyltransferase activity; tRNA binding; double-stranded RNA binding. Bases 1 to 1083 code for a protein of 360 amino acids. Gene Ontology annotation, biological process: regulation of translational fidelity. The record is from RefSeq and is a predicted model, not a curated record. The transcript is spliced from 2 exons.